GCAACCUAUGCCUGAAGCUGGGCCCUCGAACGCUCCUGAGCCUUCGCGGGAGCCUACGCCAGCAAGGGGUCGGAAGCGACAUCGCUCGCAGCCACAGCCCGCUCCUCCUGCCUCCACCCUUGUCGUCAACAGACGAAACCCGCCAGCCAGGUCACCGACGCCGCCCUCACGCGUCAUUAAGAGCACAUAUGGUGGCAACUUGUUUACUUCUGAAGACGUGCUUUACUUGAAGAAGUAUAUCGACUACUGCCAGGAGCAAGGUCUGGUCUUGAGCUUGCGUGAGAUUUGUGAACGGAUCGCUGUCAAAGCCCCUCAUCAUACAUUCUACUCGUGGCGUCGGUAUUGUAACAAGCACCAGAUCCGACUCGGAGGCUAUGCUAUGGAGCUGGACAACGACGAACACGAACAGACUCCAGUCGGCGACGGCGAGCCGCCGCCCCAGCAGCAGCAAGAAGAUCAACAAAUGCAUGAAGAGAUCCAGGAGGGCGUUCCGAUUGCAGAGAUACCCCACCAGCCUGCGCCGCCCGUCCCCGGUGUGCAUCCAGGCUCGGUCGCUGCUGCAAGGCAGCGUGCUGCGGCGGACAUUGAACGAACCAGAUCACCGACGCCGCCGAGGGCGCUGUUCCGCAGCACGACUGGGAAGGGAGUCGCAUUUACAGACGAGGAUGUUAUCUUCCUUGUUCGAUUCCUAGAGUACCGCACAAGACAGCAGGACGGCAAGAUUGACAUGGUGGCGUUCUGGAAGGAUGUGGCUACCAAGGCGCCGCAUCAUUCGCGUGCAUCUUGGAUGAAGUUUUACCGUCGCCACAAGCACGAACUCGAGCACAAAGAGGGAGACGACCCUCUGCCGCCCCCGCCUCCCAAGAAGAUGCGGUACACGAAGGCGGAUGACGUUCUGCUGGCUGGAUUCUUUGCGAAUAGGCCGGAGGGAACGACAGACAAGGUGUUCCAGGAGUUUGGUCGACUGCAUCCGCACCAUCCAUGGAAAGGCUGGCAGGAACACCACCGCAUUCACAAGGCAAAAAUCGAUCAUCUUAUAACUAAGUUGGCCAAUGGAGAAGACAUUGACGAGGCUGAAGAAGCAGAAUGAUUACUUUUCCGGCUUUUGCUAUAGUAUCUCUUUUGCUCAUCUCUUUAUCACUUUUUCGAAAAAGCUCACAAAAUGUCGAACGAGCUCCGCUAUAUCUUCGUCGUUUCGCUUUCUGCACACUACUCGUUUGAAA
Phanerochaete carnosa HHB-10118-sp is the source of this 1223-nucleotide messenger RNA. RefSeq lists its product as uncharacterized. The transcript is spliced from 6 exons. NCBI's taxonomy places the organism in Eukaryota, Fungi, Basidiomycota, Agaricomycetes, Polyporales, Phanerochaetaceae. The coding region runs from base 8 to 1090 and encodes 360 amino acids. The record is from RefSeq and is a predicted model, not a curated record.